AUGCUCGACGCGCUCAAGUUCUUUCUCUUCGUCAUCCUGCUGCUGGUGACGAUCAUGCUUAACCAGCAUGUGACGUCCAAGCGAUCCGCCGAGCUCGAUCUCGACCUGCUCUGGCAAAUACAGGACAGCAAGCCGGAUUACGUCAUACCGAACCAAACGCUCCCAUCGGGAGUCUACACGGCGCUGGAGCAGAGCAUGGUCAUCGGUUCCCUGCUGGAGGACUACAACGACGUCAAUACGAGCUGGGUCGGCCGGACCGACUGGAUAUACCGGACGAAUCUUUCGUGCCUAGCAAAAGAUUACAACUACGUUCUGCUCACGUUCCACGGUGUGGACACGUUCGCCACCAUACAUCUGGGAGACCGGAAGCUCGGUACGACCGAUAACAUGUUCGUUCGGUAUCGGUACGAUAUCAGGGACUUGUGCGAUGGCAGUACGCAUGAGCUGAGGGUUGAGUUUAGGUCGCCGGUGGUUGAGGCAAGUGAGCGGGCAAAGUCGCGCGACGCAGCACUGCCACCGAUCGUGCCGGAAUGUCCACCGGGUGUGUACAACGGCCACUGUCAUAUGAAUCUGAUCCGCAAGAUGCAAGCUAGCUUCGCGUGGGACUGGGGCCUAGCCGCACCGUCCAUGGGUAUCUGGAAACAGGUGCGCCUCGAGUAUUACAGCUCCGCGCUGAUCCGCGACCUAACGGUGGUGAUUAGCGAGGCGGAAGACAACCUGUGGGCGAUCGUGGUUGGCGUGUACCUCGAGACCGGCCUCGCCAGCCAGAAGAUCGACGGGGUGCUCACGUUCAAAAUCAUUGGAGUGCCGCUGGCGAACGACAACGAGCAGUCGCUGAGCGUCAUGAAGACGACGGAUGCGCAGGGCGAGCUGUACAUCGAGCAGCGGCUGACGGUGCGCCGAAACGCGGUCGAACGCUGGUGGCCCAAUGGGUACGGCAAACAGGUCCUCUACAGUCUGUACGUCAAAUGGGCGGACGCGGCGGUCAACAGCGUCAAACUGCCUCAUCCGGACACGUACAUCUCGGAGAAGGUGAUCCGCAUCGGCUUCCGGACGGUACAGGUGAACCAGGAGCGUGCGACCGACGGCGGGCUGAUGUUCUACUUUAAGGUCAACGAUGUCCCGAUCUUCGCUAAGGGUUCAAACUGGAUUCCCUCGUCGGUGCUGCCUGAGCGCUCCUACGAUGCGAACUACGUGAAGUUCCUGCUGUAUGCCGCCCGCGAUGCACACAUGAACAUGCUGCGCGUGUGGGGCGGCGGACUGUACGAGAGCGACCACUUCUACCGGCUGGCGGACGAGCUGGGCCUGCUACUAUGGCACGACCUGAUGUUCGCCUGCUCGAUGUAUCCGACCGAGCCGGACUUUCUGCGCACGGUGCGCACCGAGGUGCGACAGAACGUGCGCCGCAUCCAGUACCACCCGAGCGUGGCGGUGUGGGCUACGAACAACGAGAACGAGGUGGCCCUGCGCCAGAACUGGUACAAGACGCAGGCCAACUACAGCGUCUACUACGAGCAGUACGUCGAGCUGUACGUGCGCACGGUGCUGCCGGAGGUGGAGGCGAUCGACAGGUGGCGUACGGUGCUCGUCUCCUCACCCUCCAACGGUGACCAAUCGCUAAAGGAGGACUACAUUGCGCAGAACCCGCAGGAUCCGCUGUACGGCGAUGUGCAUUACUACAACUACUUCCUGGACGGAUGGGAUGCGGCGCUAUAUCGUGGCGGGCGGUUCGUGUCGGAGUACGGGUACCAGUCGUUCCCGGCGUUCACCAGCUGGCCGGAGGCGCGCAGCUACAGCGCGACGGAGCUGGGCGAGUUGAUCCGGCACCGGCAGCACAGCCCGCUCGGCAACGAGCCGAUUCUGAAGAUGAUCGAGUACAACCUACCGGUGCCGUCCGACCCGGCCGCGACCAGUUACUGGCCGACACUGAUUUACCUGAGCCAGCUGUCCCAGGCGAUGAUCGUGAAGGCGGAGACGGAGGUGUACCGGGCGCACCGCAACGACUACCACACCAUGGGCGCCCUGUACUGGCAGCUGAACGACGUCUGGAUCGCACCGUCCUGGUCGUCGAUCGAGUAUGGCGGCACGUUCAAGCUGCUGCACGUUUGGCUGCGUGCCAUCUUCGCCCCGGAGCAUCUGGUAGCGUUCGUAAACGCCAGGCGGGAGCUGGAGGUGUGGGCGAUACGCGACACCCUCGAUCCGUCCGCCGACGAGCUGUGGGACGUCGAGCUACGCCUGCACCGCUACGGUAGCUUCCAGCCGGUCGACAAGAUCAAACACCAGGCCAUCCGCGUGCCACCGAACUCGGUCGCAAUCGUCGUCAAAUGGGACGUCUAUGGGUACCUCGCAAAGAAGGGGCUGCGGCCGGCCGACCAUCUCCUGCUGCUCGUUGCCAGCCGCUCCGCCACUCCCGACGGCCAACCCCAGCAGCUGGCGGAAAACUUCGUCCUGCUCGACAAGCUGAAGAACGUCCGAAGCGCUAUGACCGCGCCGACCCUCGUCACCGUGAGCGUCGUGUCGGCGGUCUGCAGCGAUCGCAACAACCUCACCAGCGUCAGCCUGGAAGUGUCCGUCCGUGCACCGGCCCUCUUCGUCUACCUGCAGCUAACACCGGAAAACAGCACCCUCAAGCAGUGCCAGUUCUCCGCCAACGGCUUCCUGCAGUUUCAACCGCUGCGCACCGUCCAGCUGACCUGCGUCGAUCCGGGGUGCCGCAGUAAGAUCCUGGCACGCGACAUUACCGUGCAGACGGUCAAUGAGCUGCUCGCCCAUUAGAGUGGCUUCGUCCGCCAUACCAUCAGCUUUUGAUAAAAGGCCGAAGGGUUAUAUAUAGGAGUGAUGAAAACAAAUUCCUGACACUAAAACGAAACCCUUUCGCCGCCAAACUGUAAUAUAUCAACUACUAACCUCCCCCCCCGAAGAACUAGGACACAUACAUUUACGUACAUA
Molecule: messenger RNA, 2949 nt
Organism: Anopheles coustani
Lineage: Eukaryota; Metazoa; Arthropoda; Insecta; Diptera; Culicidae
Gene: beta-Man
Product: beta-mannosidase
Exons: 7
Coding region: 1-2775 (924 amino acids)
Biological process (GO): glycoprotein catabolic process
Molecular function (GO): beta-mannosidase activity
Source: RefSeq, a predicted model, not a curated record